Messenger RNA from Puccinia graminis f. sp. tritici CRL 75-36-700-3, 1185 nucleotides. RefSeq lists its product as uncharacterized. The coding region runs from base 1 to 1185 and encodes 394 amino acids. The record is from RefSeq and is a predicted model, not a curated record. The transcript has a single exon. Lineage: Eukaryota; Fungi; Basidiomycota; Pucciniomycetes; Pucciniales; Pucciniaceae.
AUGAUAGACCCUAGUCUCUUCGAUAUCUCUCCGCCAGCUCACCCGUCCGAUGGGUCGGAUGAUCAACUGCCACCACUACCACCUCCACUGCGGCUUUCCCCAGAAGACGAGGCCUCAAAAAGAAGACAACCACCUACCAAUACAGCAAAAAUGAACCCAAAGGCUUCUUCAACCACCCCAAAACCAUCGGCAACCACCCCAAAACAAUCUGCAACCCCAAAGACCCCAGCAAUGACCUCCAAAUCACCGGCAAUCAACUCUAAAUCUCUCCAAGAAUCUGCAACAUCCGAUGGGAAUGCUCCGCACACUUGGUCUACCCUCAAGAAAUGUAAACUUCUGGAACUGCUCUAUGAUGAAAUGUCCGCGGGACAUGCGACCGAUAAUGGUAACUUGAAGAAAGAAGGUUGGACGGGGGUAAUGAAUGGGCUUAAUGACUAUUUCAACUUAAAACUUACUCGCGAUCAAAUCAAGAACCAGAAGAACGCGAUCCGAUCCCUCUUUUUCGACUACAAGUUCCUCUGUGAACAAUCGGGCUUCGGUUGGGACAACAAAAAAUUCACCGUCACAGCCGAUCAAAGGACCUGGGACGAGCUGAUUCAAGCUCAUCCGAGACGCAAUUUUGGCAAGCUUAAAGAUAAGCCGUUUCCGAUCUACGAGCUCGCCGAACGUGUAUUUGUUGGGAAUUUUGCGACUGGCGAGAGUGUCAAUAAACACGUGCCGCCAGACGAAGUACCUGUUAAGGUCCCCAAUGACUCAAACCCUGAGGCUAAUUUGACCAAUCCAACUCCAACUUCGAAAAAGAGAAAGAGUCAAAAGAAGAAGGAUAUCGUGGUCUCAAGUUCUUCCGACUCCGAUAGCGAUGUUCGAGUUUCAAAGAAGCAAAGCGAGUCGACCUCUAGGAAGCGUGUCCGCGAGACCAAGGGCACAGUGGUGACCAAGGGCAUCGAAGGCUUAGUUGGGGCUAUCAACAAUGCCAGUAACACCAUCGCUAAUCUUAACAAAGAGGGGACUUCUUCGAAAGACGAUCAACCAAACGGAACGACUCCUUCAAAUCAAGAUUCCCUCAAUGCACAAGCUCUCAAACUUCUGUCUUCGUAUUUCCUCAACAAAGUCGAUGAUGAAAUAUACAUUCGCUACGUUUGGGUUCUUGAAGACGAAAAAAGGCGACAACAUUCUUAUCGCUAG